AUGAUGGCUGCGGAGGACGGCAGCAGCUUCCGUCCUCGCGACGACGCGUCGUCCAUCGCCCUCCUGCGCGGCCUCCGCUCCGGAGCCGCCGACUUGAGCUUCGUCCACCGCGCCGACGUCUGCUCCGCCGCCCCCGCCGACCUCGUCGCAAACCUGGAGCCGGUGCCGGGCACCGAUCUCGACCAAGGCGGCUACAACGCCAUCUGGCUCUUCUACUGCCCCAAGCGAUUCAAGAACGCUCAAGGCAAGCCCAGCGGCCACAGGCAGCGCGCCAUCGCCGGCGACGGUACCUGCUGGCACUCGGAGGCGGGCCCCAAGCCCGUCAAGGGUCUCGACGGCGCCACGUUCUGCAACCUAUCCUUCGGUCGCAAGGAAGGAGGCUCCACCCGUGCAUUCAACCGCAUGGGAUGGUGCAUGACCGAAUACGACGACAAACACGGCGGCGGUGACGGUGGCGACCAUGUCCUGUGCAAGAUCUAUCGCUCGUCUUCGUCUCUCGCUAAAGGGAAGUCGAAGCUGCCGACUACCCAGCACUCGUCCGGCUGCAAGAGGAAGGCGACUGGCGACGAACCCCAGGCUCGGCCGACCAAGACGAGUCACAAGCACGCCGCCUGCGCCGGCGUCGACGAGGAGGAGUUCUUGCUUACUGACCAACAGAUGGGGAUGCCGCCAGAGCCAGAGUCCCUGUGUCCAACCGAGGAAGAACAGUUCACCUUCACCAUGGAGGAGCUGUUGGGCGGCCCGGUCUACGAAGAGUACGGUGGCUGCUCCCCAAACACCCAGUUCACCAUGGAUGAGAUGUUCAGCAAAUCCAGUGGAUCUUGCAGCAUGCCGGCAGCCGACGACCAAAUGGAAGAGCCUCAGGAGCAGGUGCUGGAGCCCUUGCUUAAUGACGACCAGAUGACGAUGCCAGUGGGCAUAGAUUACGAGUCCCUGUUCCCAGCUGAGGAGGAGCAGGACCUAGUUCAGCAGAACACCAUGGUGACAGCCGAGGUGGAGCAGUUUCAGCAGGACACACUGAUGAGCACAGCCGAGGAGGAGCAGCUUCAACAGAACAACCUGGUGACUGCCGAGGAGCAGCAGCUUCAGCUGAACCCCCCGUUCUCCAUGGACGGCUUGUUGGGCGGCCAGGUGUACCACGAGUACGGUAGCUGCUCCGCGAACACCCAGUUCGCCAUGGAUGAGUUGUUCAGCGGAUACUACGGCGCCCCGACAGCAAUGGCUGUGGCACCGCCUGAUGUCAGCUUCUUUGAGGGCCUCGCCUUCUGA
Panicum virgatum (switchgrass) is the source of this 1269-nucleotide messenger RNA. RefSeq lists its product as uncharacterized. Bases 1 to 1269 code for a protein of 422 amino acids. Gene Ontology annotation, biological process: regulation of DNA-templated transcription. The transcript has a single exon. NCBI's taxonomy places the organism in Eukaryota, Viridiplantae, Streptophyta, Magnoliopsida, Poales, Poaceae. The record is from RefSeq and is a predicted model, not a curated record. Gene Ontology annotation, molecular function: DNA binding.